This is a messenger RNA of Hydractinia symbiolongicarpus, 1255 nucleotides long. Its product is annotated as prokineticin Bm8-f-like. Gene Ontology annotation, cellular component: extracellular region. Bases 66 to 500 code for a protein of 144 amino acids. NCBI's taxonomy places the organism in Eukaryota, Metazoa, Cnidaria, Hydrozoa, Anthoathecata, Hydractiniidae. Gene Ontology annotation, molecular function: enzyme activator activity. The transcript is spliced from 3 exons. The record is from RefSeq and is a predicted model, not a curated record. Gene Ontology annotation, biological process: lipid catabolic process; digestion.
AACGAAAAACAUUUGACAGUCUUCAUUUGAAAUAUAUGGGAGAAACUUGACGGUCGAACAUUAAAAUGCUUGGUCUAAAAUACGAAGUUUUAUUUACGACGUUUUUGUUACUACUUGUGGUUGAUGCAGAAAGGAGCGAGAGCACGUAUCAACUUUGCAGUACGAAUGCACAGUGUGGAAAAGAUCAGUGUUGCGCGAUGAAAGGGUUGAACAGACUCGCAUUUUGCAUGCCUGCCAAACAGCUCGGCGAUCAAUGUGUGCCAAAUUAUCUGUACGGCAGUUCUUACACUUGUGGUUGCAAACAAGGAUUGACAUGCGCACUAGUAGAAAAAAAUAGAUCUACGCUUAAAGAAAAGCAUCGCUGCGUGAAGGUUUUGCCGGAAGCCGAAGAAAUUGUGGAGGGCUCUAAUAAAUCGCCAACGAAAGACAGAUUCACAGCUACAGAGCUUAGUCGACUUCUCAAGUUAAUAAACAACAAAGCAAGAAUAAGAAAGGUAUAAAACAACAUGUUCUACAUGGAACAAAAAAAAUUACACUCAGUGCAACAACCUUCCCCAGAUGUUUAACUCUUCUCAAGUGAUGGCGUCUCACAAAGACAAAGGAAAUCACAUGUGAAGAAAAAUAGUUUGUUUGGGGUUUUUGUUCAACAAAAAGUGAAAACAUUAUUUUAAAGCAUAUUUUUCGGCAUGAACUAAGAUUCUGUUUUCAAUAUUUUUUCUGUUAUCUUGGCGCUAUGCUUUUUUCGAUGUUUUUUUUGUCUGUUACAAACACAUAGAAAGAUGAUUGUAAAAAUCCACUGUAACUCUUCAAAUUUUAUUUCUCUGGUCACCAUCUUGAAUAAGAACAUUGCGCAUGCGUACAUAAUAAUUUAAACGAUACUCGAAAUGUAAAUAUAUUACCAGAUUGUAUUAUAGUAAUUUAUUGUUUAUUAAGAGUGCAACCUAUUUACCAUAUAAGCUUUUUUCACUUCUAAAGACCUCUUUUAUGGCAAUCUUCAUUGCAACGCCUGUUGUUAAUUUUUUGUAAUCGACCCUGGGCUUUGAUCAAAACUAUAACUUUUUAUCUCGCGGGGGUAGUUUAAGAAGUGUUUUAAAAAUAAGCUUAAAAAUCAAAUCUCCUCUAAAAUAUUGACUUCUAAAAUUUUUCUUCUUCUAUGGAUUCUAUUCAAUUGAACGUUUAUUCAAUAGGCGCGAAAUACGUUGGCGUUUCGGUUCUUUACAGUGCCAGCAACAACAAAAACAACAACAAAAACUAC